This is a messenger RNA of Python bivittatus (Burmese python), 930 nucleotides long. RefSeq names its product olfactory receptor 5V1-like. Gene Ontology annotation, cellular component: membrane. Lineage: Eukaryota; Metazoa; Chordata; Lepidosauria; Squamata; Pythonidae. Gene Ontology annotation, biological process: G protein-coupled receptor signaling pathway. The record is from RefSeq and is a predicted model, not a curated record. Gene Ontology annotation, molecular function: olfactory receptor activity; G protein-coupled receptor activity.
AUGGCUAAUAGCACGGGAGUAAAGGAUUUCUACCUAAGUGAACUGUCUGAUCUGCCUGAAGUGCACAUGUCUCUCUUUGCGGUGAUUCUGAUGACCUACUUGACCACUCUGGCAGGGAAUGGGGCUAUUCUCAUAGCAACAGCGACAGAUGCUCACCUCCAGACACCUAUGUAUUUCUUUCUGAGUAAUUUAUCUUUGCUGGAUGUCCUUUGUCCAACUGUCACAGUGCCAAAAAUGCUCCAAACCUUCUUGUCAGAGGACAAGAGAAUAUCGUUUGUCGGCUGCGUGCUGCAACUAUUCUUCCUGAUUGAUGUGGUGGGCACUGAAAUUUUUUUGCUUGCAGUGAUGGCCUAUGACCGCUAUGUGGCUAUAUGCAGCCCCCUGCACUACACAAAUAUUAUGAGUAAACGUCUAUGUGCUCAACUGGCAGUUGGGACCUGGCUAACAGGCUUUACAAAUUCCAUGAUUCACACCUCACUGACCUUUACAUUAUCUUUCUGUGGGCCCAAUAAAGUUAAUCAGUAUUACUGUGACAUCCCUCCCAUAAUGGCUCUUUCUUGCUCUUCCACAUACCUCCCUGAACUGGUCCUUCUCCUUGUGGCUGGAAUUUUAGGGGGUGGUGCUUUUCUAGUUACCCUGAUCUCUUACAUCUAUAUAAUUUCGGCUAUCUUACGCAUGCACUCUGCUGAGGGCAGGCAGAAAGCGUUUUCCACCUGUGGUUCCCACUUGACUGUGGUUUGCCUGUUCUAUGGGACAACCAUUGCUACCUAUGUUCGGCCCACUUCCACUUACUCACCCAAGCAAGACAGAAUUGUUUCCAUGUUGUAUGGGAUUCUUACUCCCAUGAUAAACCCAAUGAUCUACAGCCUGAGGAAUAAGGAAGUUAAAAAGGCUUUGGUCAAAGCUUUUAACCUGAAAUGGGUUUUCUGA